UGCCCUGGUAUUUCUAUAAAAGAAACUUUAAAGGAUGAGACUAGAAAUGCUUAUAUUAAGCUGAUCAACUAAUUUAAACAUUAGAACCAACCGCACAUAUUUGAUUGUACAUUUUUUUUCUCUCUAUUUUCAUACAGCUUGUCAAGAAAUGGCAACAAGAACAUGUAAUUUUUAUUUCCUCUUAAUCUUUACAUUUCUAUUCAAUCUUUCAUCUUCUUCUUCAACUGAUUCAUUCGUCUUCGGAGGCUGCACUCAACAAGUAUACACACCGGACUCACCUUAUGAGUCAAACAUCAACUCGCUUCUAACUUCACUUGUCAACUCGGCCACCUACACUUCCUACAACAACUUCACAAUCAUGGGCUCCACCCCUCAGGACAUAGUUUACGGCCUUUUCCAGUGUCGCGGCGACCUUUCCAUGCCAGAUUGCGCCACCUGCGUAGCUCGAGCAGUGAGUCAACUCGGUUCUUUAUGCUCCAAUACAUGCGGGGGUGCUCUUCAGCUUCAAGGCUGUUAUGUCAAGUAUGAUAAUUCUACAUUUUUGGGUGUGGAGGAUAAGACUGUUGUGUUGAAGAAAUGUGGGCCGUCCAUUGGGUAUGAUACGGAUUCUAUGACUAUUAGAGAUGCUGUGCUCACGGGCCUGGUUCGGACCGGUGGACCGUAUCGGGUUGGUGGGUCUGGCCAGGUUCAGGGUUUGGCUCAAUGUGUUGGGGAUUUGAGUAUCGGAGAGUGUCAGGAUUGUUUGUCCGAGGCCAUCGGACGGUUGAAAUCCGAUUGCGGGACCGCCGUCUACGGUGAUAUGUUCUUGGCUAAGUGCUAUGCUAGAUACUCCACCGGUGGUGCUCAUGUUUACACCAAGACUCAUAAUGAUAAAUCAAUCAAUGAGGGAGAGAAGACAUUUGCAAUUAUCAUUGGCUUAUUAGCUGGAGUAGCUCUAAUUAUCAUUUUCCUCAUUUUCAUAAGAAAGAUUUGUGAAGGAGGAGGUAAAUAACACAACAUGAACUACAACUUUUUCAGACUCUUGGGACAGUUCAAUGCUCAAGUGAUUUGCUUUAGGAGCUCUUUAAAUUUGCUAGCCUUUUUAAUUCUUGAUAUUAAUUAAUUCAACUUUCUUCUAUUUCUAUUUCUCUUUUGUUAAGAUUUGUUUUUUAAAAUAUUAAUAAAAAAAGAAUACAUAUGGCCAUGCAUGAAUCAGAAAAGAUCAAAGUUAUAAAGAAGGCUAAGAUUCCAAUAUCUUCUCCAGUCUCUCACUUGACAAAGUUGUAUUGUCCAAUUGUGCAAAAAAUAUGAAAAAAAAUUAUGUUAUGAUUCUUUUUGCAAA
Molecule: messenger RNA, 1321 nt
Organism: Mercurialis annua (annual mercury)
Lineage: Eukaryota; Viridiplantae; Streptophyta; Magnoliopsida; Malpighiales; Euphorbiaceae
Product: plasmodesmata-located protein 7
Exons: 3
Coding region: 149-991 (280 amino acids)
Cellular component (GO): plasmodesma
Source: RefSeq, a predicted model, not a curated record